This is a messenger RNA of Laetiporus sulphureus 93-53, 3210 nucleotides long. RefSeq names its product antiviral helicase. The record is from RefSeq and is a predicted model, not a curated record. Gene Ontology annotation, biological process: maturation of 5.8S rRNA; RNA catabolic process. The coding region runs from base 1 to 3210 and encodes 1069 amino acids. Gene Ontology annotation, cellular component: nucleus. NCBI's taxonomy places the organism in Eukaryota, Fungi, Basidiomycota, Agaricomycetes, Polyporales, Laetiporaceae. The transcript is spliced from 10 exons. Gene Ontology annotation, molecular function: RNA helicase activity; RNA binding; ATP binding.
AUGGACUCGGACGAUUUGUUCUCUUUUUUGCAGCCUUCUGCGACAGAACCUGUUUCUGGUCAGUAUAUGGCCGACAUGGAGGCCACGACUGGUCCAUCAGAGAAUGCGCGCAAGCGCAAGGCGAGCUCUCCACCUCCUUCCUCCCCGUUGCCAAUUAAUGUGAACGUAUCUUCAAUAUCCGACAUUCCUGCGAGCGGUUCUUCUCAGAAAAAGCUGCGCCAGGCUUCACCGAAUCCAAUUGUGCUAGAUGAAGUUGAGAUAGAAGCGAAGCAAGAUGUCACCGCCAGUGGAGGUUUCCAAGGGGCAGUUGAUGAGGGCUCAUGGAUUCAGAUCCGCCAUCAGGUCCGCCAUCAAGUCGCGGUUCCUCCAGGAUAUUCAUACAUCCCUAUUGCCGAACACGUACCCCCUAUCAAACCGGCUCGGGAAUACAAGUUCACCUUGGAUCCAUUUCAGCAAGUAUCGGUGUCGGCCAUCGAGCGUAACGAGAGCGUCCUCGUUUCUGCACAUACUAGUGCUGGCAAGACGGUGGUCGCUGAGUACGCUAUCGCCCAGUGUCUCCAGAAUAAGCAAAGGGUCAUUUAUACUAGUCCAAUAAAGGCAUUGAGCAAUCAGAAGUAUCGAGAUCUACAAGCCGAGUUCGGAGAUGUAGGCUUGAUGACUGGCGAUAUUACCAUAAAUCCAUCUGCUUCAUGUCUCGUUAUGACGACUGAGAUCCUACGAUCCAUGCUGUAUCGGGGCUCCGAGAUAAUGCGCGAGGUUGCUUGGGUCAUAUUCGACGAGAUACAUUACAUGCGCGAUAAGGAGCGUGGCGUCGUUUGGGAGGAGACUAUCAUCCUUCUCCCAGAUAACGUGCGCUACGUUUUCCUCUCAGCGACCAUUCCAAACGCUAUGCAGUUCGCAGAAUGGAUCUGCAAGUCGCACGAUCAGCCAUGCCACGUUGUAUACACAGAUUUCCGUCCCACUCCUCUUCAGCACUACCUCUUCCCCUCCGGUGGUAAAGGAAUCUACCUUGUGGUGAACGAGAAGGGAGAGUUUCGAGAAGAUAAUUUCAAUACCGCCAUGGGGAUGAUACAGCAACGGCAGGGCGAGGAUCCUGCUGAUCCUAGAGGCGGAAAGUCUCGGAAAGGGAAGUCUCGGAAAGGGAGCGAGAAAAGGGAGCCCACAGAUACACAGAAGAUUGUGCAAACGAUCAUGACCAAGCAUUACGAUCCUGUCAUCGUCUUUGCCUUCAGCAAGCGAGAAUGCGAGGGGCUCGCACUCACGAUGUCGAAAUUCGACCUGAACAAUACCAAAGAGCAGGAAAGUGUGGCCACCGUUUUCGCAAAUGCUGUUGAUGUCCUGUCUACAGAUGAUCGUGCAUUGCCGCAGAUCACAAACAUCCUCCCACUGCUUCGUCGUGGCAUUGGAAUCCACCACGGAGGACUUCUUCCGAUUCUGAAGGAGGUCGUGGAGUUGCUUUUCCAAGACGGCCUGAUCAAAGUUCUCUUUGCAACGGAAACGUUCUCCAUAGGCCUCAACAUGCCCGCCAAGACUGUCGUCUUCACGGCUGUACGCAAGUUUGAUGGGCAUGAAUUCCGUAACAUCUCAUCUGGCGAAUACAUACAAAUGUCGGGACGCGCUGGUCGUCGAGGACUGGACGAUCGUGGUAUCGUCAUCUUGAUGUGCGACGAGAAGCUCGAGCCCGCGGAUACCAAAAACAUGAUCAAAGGUCAAGCAGAUCGCUUGGAUUCUGCCUUUCAUCUUGGGUAUAAUAUGAUUUUGAACCUGAUGAAGGUGGAGGGUAUCAGUCCGGAGUACAUGCUGGACCGAAGCUUUUUACAGUUUCAGAGCUGUGCUCGGGUACCGAUUCUGGAAGAAGAGCUACAGAAGGAAUACGAUCGGAAGGACACGAUGACCAUACUGGACGAGCCGCUAGUGGCAGAGUACUAUGAGUACAGGCAGCAAUUGGACCAGCUGGCUGCUGAUUUCAGAGCUGUGAUCACGCAUCCCACUUAUAGCAUACCUUUCCUCCAGCCAGGACGACUGGUGAAGGUCAAGCAUAAGCAAGACGAUUUUGAUUGGGGAGUCGUCAUCAACUAUCAGAAGCGAACGAACCAAUCGGGACGCACCUUCGAGGAACUGCCUGCUCACGAACAAUACAUCGUCGAUGUUCUUCUUACUUGUGAUGACGGGUCAGAGGUAUCAAAGGAUCGCACGGCGCUGUCCAUUUCCAGCCGCGUUCGACCUACACGCCCUGGUCGUUGUGGUGUGCCAUUGGUGGUGCCAGUGUUGCUCUCCACGUUGGACUCUAUCAGCAGAUUGCGUAUCUAUCUGCCGAAGGACUUAAGGUCGUUACAAGCCCGAGAAUCUGUCUACAAGAGCAUUCAGGAGGUUCACCGAAGAUUCCCCGAUGGGAUUCCUCUUCUUGAUCCGAUUGGCGACAUGCAAAUUACCGACGAGAAGUUUAAGAUUCUAGUGAAGAAAAUUCAUGCCAUGGAGGGCAGAUUAUACUCUAGCAAGCUUCACGGUGAUAGCCGUCUUCCAGACUUGUACACUCUCUAUGCCGGGAAGGUGCAAUGCCAAGAGCGCAUUCGCGAGCUGAAGAAGAAUAUACAAGCCACAAGGGACGUUGUACAGAUGGAAGAACUGAAGAGUCGCAAACGCGUGCUGCGUCGUCUUGGAUUCAUUACGUCAUCCGACACUGUUGACACGAAGGGUCGUGUUGCAUGCGAAAUCAGCACCGGCGAUGAAAUACUACUUACAGAGCUCAUUUUCAAUGGCGUUUUCAACACUUUAUCUCCGGAGCAAUGUGCCGGUUUGUUGAGUUGUUUUGUGUUUACGGAAAAGAGCGAACAGGUCACGAAGCUCGGACAGGAGUUGGCACAGCCGCUUCGUGUCAUGCAGGAGAUUGCGCGACGUAUCGCAAAAGUAUCUAUCGAAUCCAAGCUUACCAUGGUUGAAGACGAAUAUGUACAGUCCUUCAAGGUAGAGCUCAUGGAUGCGGUGGUACAAUGGUGCCGUGGUGCUUCUUUUGCGGAGAUUUGCAAGCUCACCGACCAAUUCGAGGGUAACAUCAUCCGCGUGUUCCGACGCCUACAGGAGCUGAUCCGGCAAAUGAGCCAAGCAGCCAAAGCCAUCGGCAACCUUGAACUCGAGGAGAAGUUUGGGAAAGCAUCGGAGAUGCUGGAGCGGCCCAAUUCUGUUAUCUUCUGUUCCUCUUUGUAUCUGUAG